GGGCUCCGGGGCUGUGGGCUGUCUCCAUCCGGAGGUCUCUCUACCACCAGGCUCUGUGGGGCAGGGAAGCCCAGUGGGGUGCAGGGAGCCAGGAAGCUGGGGUGGGGUCAGGGCAGGGUCCACAGGGAGACCGGGCAAGGCUGGCAGCCUUCCCAGUCCGCGCAGCAUCUCUGCAGGGGGAGCAAGAGCUGCCCUUCCACCCCUCCCAGGGGACGGGUAGGGGCGCUCUGGGCUUUUCCCACCCCCUCACACAGGGACACAGGCCUGGUGGGCCUGUGACUGAAAUUGGCCAGACCGCAUUCUGGUGGUUUUAUUCGGAAGGGAAGUUUACCCUGUUCAGCAGAAGCUGAGAUGGGAACAGGAAACCCACAGGGCCCCUUUAUUCGGCAAAAAUGUCAGUCAGCGCCACGGGGAGCAGCCGAGGGUCCCUGAGUGUCCGCAGCAAUGGCGCUGAGUUCCUCUGCUGGAGUUCAUCCUGCUAGCUGGGUUCCCGAGCUGCCGGUCUGAGCCUGAGGCAUGGAGCCUCCUGGAGACUGGGGGCCUCCUCCCUGGAGAUCCACCCGCAAAACCGACGUCUUGAGGCUGGUGCUGUAUCUCACCUUCCUGGGAGCCCCCUGCUACGCCCCAGCUCUGCCGUCCUGCAAGGAGGACGAGUACCCAGUGGGCUCCGAGUGCUGCCCCAAGUGCAGUCCAGGUUAUCGUGUGAAGGAGGCCUGCGGGGAGCUGACGGGCACAGUGUGUGAACCCUGCCCUCCGGGGACCUACAUUGCCCACCUCAAUGGCCUGAGCAAGUGUCUGCAGUGCCAAAUGUGUGACCCAGCCAUGGGCCUGCGCGCGAGCCGGAACUGCUCCAGGACAGAGAACGCCGUGUGUGGCUGCAGCCCAGGCCACUUCUGCAUUGUCCAGGACGGGGACCACUGCGCCGCGUGCCGCGCUUACGCCACCUCCAGCCCGGGCCAGAGUGUGCAGAAGGGAGGCACCGAGAGUCAGGACACCCUGUGUCAGAACUGCCCCCCGGGGACCUUCUCUCCCAAUGGGACCCUGGAGGAAUGUCAGCACCAGACCAAGUGCAGCUGGCUGGUGACGAAGGCCGGACCUGGGACCAGCAGCUCCCACUGGGUAUGGUGGUUUCUCUCAGGGAGCCUCGUCAUCGUCAUUGUUUGCUCCACACUUGGCCUAAUCAUAUGUGUGAAAAGAAGAAAGCCAAGGGGUGAUGUAGUCAAGGUGAUCGUCUCCGUCCAGCGGAAAAGACAGGAGGCAGAAGGUGAGGCCACAGUCAUCGAGGCCCUGCAGGCCCCUCCGGACGUCACCACGGUGGCCGUGGAGGAGACAAUACCCGCAUUCACGGGGAGGAGCCCAAACCACUGACCCACAGACUCUGCACCCCGAUGCCAGAGAUACCUGGAGCGACGGCUGCUGAAAGAGGCUGUCCACCUGGCGGAACCAGCGGAGCCCGGAGGCUUGGGGGCUCCGCCCUGGGCUGGCUUCCGUGUCCUCCAGUGGAGGGAGAGGUGGGGCCCCUGCUGGGGUAGAGCUGGGGACGCCACGUGCCAUUCCCAUGGGCCAGUGAGGGCCUGGGGCCUCUGUUCUGCUGUGGCCUGAGCUCCCCAGAGUCCUGAGGAGGAGCGCCAGUUGCCCCUCGCUCACAGACCACACACCCAGCCCUCCUGGGCCAGCCCAGAGGGCCCUUCAGACCCCAGCUGUCUGCGCAUCUGACUCUUGUGGCCUCGGCAGGACAGGCCCCGGGCACUGCCUCACGGCCAAGGCUGGACUGGGUUGGCCGCAGUGUGGUGUUAAGUGGAUACCACAUCUGAAGUGAUUUUCUGAAUUGGAUUUGAAUUCGGCUCCUGUUUUCUAUUUGUCAUGAAACAGUGUAUUUGGGGAGAUGCUGUGGGAGGAUGUAAAUAUCUUGUUUCUCCUCAAA
Messenger RNA from Pan troglodytes (chimpanzee), 1924 nucleotides. RefSeq names its product TNF receptor superfamily member 14 (gene TNFRSF14). NCBI's taxonomy places the organism in Eukaryota, Metazoa, Chordata, Mammalia, Primates, Hominidae. Gene Ontology annotation, molecular function: protein binding. Bases 517 to 1368 code for a protein of 283 amino acids. The record is from RefSeq and is a predicted model, not a curated record. Gene Ontology annotation, biological process: positive regulation of cytokine production involved in immune response; positive regulation of peptidyl-tyrosine phosphorylation; defense response to Gram-positive bacterium. Gene Ontology annotation, cellular component: external side of plasma membrane. The transcript has 9 exons.